AUGUCGCAGUCAAGGAAAUGCCCUGUGGACUCAAGUCUUCGUGACCUACUUAGAGGCAGACUGCUAGACGACGAUGUCGCCAUGAAAAGUGAGAUGGAGCUUCUAAAGAAAUGGGGAUUUUCAGAAGAUUUUGUGAAAUUAUUAGGCGAAACAAGAGAUCCGCAACAACAAGACCAAAAUGACAACGCUAACAAUGACUUCACAGAACACGUUUGGACUAUCAAAGUGGCGUCAAAACCCAGAGACGCUACAACUACAGUCGAUUCUGCAAAGGAAAAUUAUGUUCUCAAACCUAGCGCAGAAAGCCAGAUUUCUACACUGAACGACAGUGCCAAGGAACUUUACGAGAAGGCAAUAUUAAGUUAUCGUUCUGGGGAAUUUCAGGACAGCCUUGUCAACAUCGACCAGGCGUUAAAGGUCUGUGGAGGCCCAGAUGACAUGUCCACGUUGUUGACGUUCAAAGCCACCAUUCUGAAUGCCAUGGGGAACUAUGUGGAGACACUUAGAUCUAUACAGGAGGUGUCUCAUGCACUGAGAACGAGGCAUUUAAUCUUGGAAGGAGUAAAAGCUUUAGAGAAACUUAACCUUCUCCUCGCGGCUGAAGAGUGGCUGAAGACGAUGCUGCAGAUGGUCACAGGUGAAGAAACAGACACGUCAAAUUGGACACAGACAGUUCAACAACUGUUUCAAGACGUACGCCUGAGGAGAAUUUACGAACCUUUGAUACAAAAUGCCCCAGUAAAGAUUUCCUUAUCGAAGACUGGCCGUACAGUCUAUGCCACAAGAAGGAUUGCUAUAGGAGAGAUCAUAUUUUCUGAACUGCCCGAGUUUCUAGAACAAAGUUUGGCGUCGCAGAGUAUCCCUGCUUGCUCACAGUGUGGCGUGCUGCUGCUCCAGCCAGGUCAUGUGUUCGCUAAAGAGAAGCGGGUACCUCCUGAUGUGAAGAAAGCCAUCAAAAAGUACUGGCAGACAAGGGUUACAAUCCCGUGUCAAGGUUGUAACAGAGUCGUCUACUGCAGUGAAUCCUGUCGCCAGGAGGCGUGGCUAAGCUACCACAAGGACAUCUGCCCGUCCUCUCCCAACUCGCCGUCCAGUGUACUCUACGAUGUGAGGGAUUCUUUUCGAAACGUCACGGCCACCAAUGGCUGCUCCUGGCAAGGCUGGUGGAAUGCCGAGUUUAGCCCACUUCUGCUGGCUCGUCUGUGGGCAGCUGUGCUGGCUCAAGCCAAACUGCGAGGAGGUUGCCAAACUACGCCUAAUUGUGAGGCUGUUUUGGAGCCAAUUUUCUCCAAAAUUAAGAAGUAUUCAAUCAGUUCUGAAACUACUGUGCGCACGUGUGUUCCCAGAAUGUUUGACUGCAUCAGGAACAUUUUCAAGAGGUCAAAGUUCUUGGGUUAUGAAAUAACAGAAACUGAAUUUGAUCAAAUGUACCACAGAAUUUCAAACAAUUAUAUCAGCUUCUUUGAUAAUAGUAAUCCAAUCCAAGACUGUUUAGACAGAAUUCAAACUAACCAUAAAGUUGUCAAGAAAAUUGUCAAAUGUUUGCAAGAACCUCGUCAGAAAGCAGAAUUCCAUGGAUUGUUUCCUUUGAUAUCUUGCAUUAACCACUGUUGCCUGCCAAAUGCGGAGAUUGUGUCUCAAACUAGUAAUGGGAAGCCAGGGAUAUCCAUCACAGCCAAAAGAGAUAUUGAUGAGAUGGAUGAAAUCACCAUAGCUUAUGUAGAUCCACAGCUUUCUAGGAGUGAGCGACGAGACAUGCUAUCCAGACGAUACGCUUUCUGGUGCCAGUGUUUGCGGUGUGAGUUUGAAGGGAACGGUCCUGAUGCUUGCACACAAUGUGGGAAACGUCCGCAGUCCUUUUCGAACAGCGGAACUAGACAAGACAGCAUUGCAAGUUUGAAGAAUUGCUCAGCUGUUCAGGAGACGAAUGUAUUGCAGGGUCUUACGGCUGUUCAAGGCACCAGUGUGAUGCAAGACUGUUCUAUUGCUAAAGACACAUGUGUGGUUCAGAGUUCUGGGGAAAAUUUUCAUUGUCCACAAAAUAAAAUUGAUAAACUAUUUGAUACUAAUUCUAACUGCGGAAAUGAAAAGCAGAAAGACACAGGAGAAGUUAAUCAUAAAGAAGAUUUUAACACUAAAAGUGAGAAGGUCAAAAAUCAUGGAUUUCACACGUUUGUGACAGGUGAGUGUAGUUUAGAUAUUCAGGAAAACUGUAAUAUUGAUGAAGGAUCAAAUCAAAUCCCUCUUCGACAAGUUUUGUUAGAAGAAAGCUCAGAAAAAGUAUCAAAUUCACCAGCAGAAGAAAUCAGAACACCGCCUGAAAUAGCUACUUGUUCGCUCAGUGGGUUUGAGAAUCAGGCACCGGCUAAGUAUCCUCACUGUAGUCAAUGUGGCAGAGCAUGGUACUGCUCCCAAACAUGCCAGAGAGAAGCUUGGAAACAAGGACACAAACAAAUCUGUGGUAAACUUUGA
Molecule: messenger RNA, 2472 nt
Organism: Candidula unifasciata
Lineage: Eukaryota; Metazoa; Mollusca; Gastropoda; Stylommatophora; Geomitridae
Source: the annotation of a GenBank genome assembly